GUUCUCUUCUCGCACUCGUGGGAUCUGGACUGGACCCGGAGGGUUUCCUUCUUGUGUCCAGAAACCUGUAAAGGUUUUUGCUACACCUUCUAAGGCGUAUCGGCGUUUAAAACGUCGAUCUACUCACCCCGCACCAAUCAUGGCCUGUGUCUUGUAUGCAAACUCGGCGGAUGCGCCGAUCGGCGCUCUGCUGAUGGUUGACUACGUGAAGGAUCUAAAGAAAGUAAAGGUAGAAUGGUCUAAAGAGACAUCGUUGAAAAUUGGUGCAGAAACUUUCUCCUCCGUCCCCACAAUUUGUCGAUACCUUGCUCGGAGCGCCUCAAAGCUUGCUCUCUAUGGCGGCAACAUUUUGCAACAAACUGAGGUUGACCACUGGCUUUCCUUCAGCUCAGGCCCUUUGGUCUGUGCUCAUGACUUUGAGGAUGCUGUGGCAUAUUUCGAUCGCAUUUUGGGGCCUGUCACUUAUCUUGUUGGCGAAACAUUGACAGCUGCAGACUUUGCAGUGUGGGGUGCACUUCAUGGUUCCAGUAAAUUCCCUGCUCUUCUUAACAAGAAGACUUAUCCAAAUGUGAAGCGAUGGUACGAGUUCAUUAAAUCGCUGCCAUCCGUUCAGUCGGUGAUUUCCUCUCUUCCUGAAGAAGUGAAGGCUGCACCAAAGAGUCAAAGUCAGCCGACAGAUGAAACAGGGCGUAAAGAGGAGGGCAAGUUCAUUGAUCUGCCUGGAGCGGAAAUGGGAAAAGUGGUUGUCCGAUUUCCCCCAGAGGCCAGUGGUUAUCUUCACAUUGGUCAUGCUAAAGCUGCACUACUGAAUCAGUAUUAUCAGCAAGCAUUCAAAGGGAAACUUAUCAUGAGGUUUGACGACACCAACCCAGCCAAAGAAAAAGUUGACUUUGAAAAGGUCAUUUUAGAAGACUUGGAAAUGCUGGAAAUAAAGCCUGAUCAAUUUACCCACACAUCCAGUUACUUUGAUUUAAUGCUUGAAAUGUGUGAAAAAUUGAUGAGGGAGGGUAAGGCUUAUGUGGAUGACACUGAACCAGAACAGAUGAAGGCUGAACGAGAGCAGAGAACUGAAUCCAAAAACAGAUCUAACUCCCUUGAGAAAAAUAUGUCAAUGUGGAAGGAAAUGCUUAAGGCUUCAGAGUUUGGUAUUAAAUGUUGCGUUCGUGCCAAGAUUGACAUGGGCUCAGCAAAUGGUUGCAUGCGUGAUCCAACUAUCUACCGUUGCAAGCCAGAGCCUCACCCACGCACAGGCUACAAAUACAAAGUUUAUCCCACCUACGAUUUUGCUUGCCCCAUUGUGGACAGCAUUGAGGGUGUUACUCAUUGUCUAAGAACUAUGGAAUACCAUGACCGCGAUGACCAAUUUUAUUGGUUCAUCGAUGCAUUGGGCCUCCGCAAGCCUCACAUUUGGGAAUACAGUCGUUUGAAUAUGACAAACACAGUAUUAUCAAAGAGGAAAUUGACAUGGUUUGUUGAGGAAGGUCUUGUAGAUGGCUGGGAUGACCCCAGGUUCCCAACAGUGCGUGGAGUUCUUCGCAGGGGCAUGACUGUUGAAGGAUUGAAGCAAUUUAUCAUUGCCCAAGGCUCUUCUAGAUCAGUUGUUGUUAUGGAAUGGGACAAAAUUUGGGCAUUCAACAAAAAGGUUAUUGACCCAGUUGCUCCUCGAUUCACUGCCCUGGAGGCUGGUUCGACUGUUCCUGUGAUUGUGAAGGGUGUGAAAGAGGAGUGCCUUGAAGUGGCAAAGCACCCCAAAAAUGCUGACAUUGGCAUGAAGAAGGUUUGGGUUGGACCCAGAAUUCUCAUUGAUUACGCUGAUGCUGAAGUUCUGAAGGAAGGAGAGAAUACCACUUUUAUAAAUUGGGGCAACCUCAUUAUUAAGAAGAUUAACAGGAAGGGUGGCAAAAUUGAAUCAGUGGAGGCUGAGCCUAAUCUGGACAAUAAGGACUUCAAGAAAACACUGAAGAUUACUUGGUUGGCUGAAACUCCCAAAGCUGAAUUCACUCCUACCUAUUGUGUCUAUUAUGACCACAUCAUUAGCAAAGCUGUCUUGGCAAAGGAUGAGGACUUCAAGACUUAUAUUCCUAAGAGUACAAGGACGGAAGUGUCCAUGGUGGGAGAUCCAGAGCUUGCUGCUCUGAAAGUGGGAGACAUCAUCCAACUGCAACGUCGGGGCUUCUUCCGUGUUGACAGUGCCUAUGCACCAUUGAGCCUGCACACUGCCAAGGUGUCUCCUAUUGUCUUGAUCGCCAUCCCGGACGGGCACACGAAGGAGCAGCCCACUGCCGGAGCUCCCAAGAAGCAGGAGCAGGCCAUGAGCACCAAGGAGAAAGCACAGUCAGCCAAGGGCAAAGUUGCCGAGAAAUCUCCUGUUGAAGAGACUCCAGCCAAACCUAUCGGUGCAGUGGAUGCAGCAACUAUCAACACACUUAUUACCCAACAAGGUGAUCUUGUGCGGAAACUGAAGGGUGACAAAGCAGACAAGGCUUCAAUUGAUGCAGCAGUAAAAACUUUGUUAGAACUGAAAGCCCAAUUCAAAACUGCUGCUGGCGUUGAUUGGAAACCCGGCGUUGCUGUGCCACAGGCUGUAAGUGAAAAAACAUUUGGAAACAGCGAAGCUGCUAUCCUUGCUCAAAUUGCUGAGCAAGGCGAGAAAGUUCGUAAGAUCAAGGCUGAUAAGGCUCCUAAAGACCAAGUCGAUGCUGCAGUGAAGAUCUUACUGGAGCUGAAGGCUGAGUACAAGAAGGUAACUGGUAAGGACUGGAAACCUGGUGCCCAGGCCAGCAGCGCUCCAGUGUCUGCUACCCCCACCCCUUCUGCAGCUGGUGGAUCAGAUGAGUUGUCUGCUGCAAUAACCGCACAAGGUGACCUGGUUCGCAAGAUCAAAGCAAACAAAGCUUCGAAGCAGGAAAUUGAUGCAGCGGUGAAGGAUUUAUUGGAACUGAAGGCCAAGUACAAAGCAGCAAGUGGUCAAGACUGGAAGCCAGGUCAAGCUCCCACUGCAGCAGUUGUCACUUCACCCGCAUCGCCCGGUCCUGCCUCACCAGCUCCUGCUUCACCAGCUCCUGGAUCUCCAGCAUCCCCUGGCGGCAGUGAUCAGCGUAACAGCCUUCUUGAAAAGAUUGCGCAGCAGGGAGACAAAGUUCGGGUCAUCAAGGCUGCUAAGGCAGACAAGAGUACUGUUGACGCUGAAGUUAAAGUAUUGCUAGCACUGAAAACAGAGUUCAAGAAAGUCACAGGUGAAGACUGGAAGCCAGACUUGAAACCAGCUGCGGUGUCUUCUACCCCUUCCUCUGCUCCUGCUGCUGCUACCACCCCAGCCAAAAUGACUGACAACAAGGUUGAAUCGUUGGUUUCCAGUGUGAAUGCACAGGGUGAGAAAGUCCGACAGCUGAAAGCUUCUGGUGGAAGCAAAGAUGAAAUUGAUGCUGCUGUGAAACAACUUCUGAGCUUAAAGGCUGAAUAUAAAACCGUUACCGGAACUGAUUUUCCUGUUGCUGGUCGCACUCCCAAGCCAGCAAAGGCUGCUGCUCCACCUAAAGAAAAGUCUAAGCCCAAACAACAGCCCAAAGAAAAAGAAACCGAGGAUGGCCAGGGUGUUAAGAAGCAAACUCGCUUGGGAAUGGAGGCUCGCAAAGAGGAAAACUUGCCUGAUUGGUAUUCACAAGUAAUUCAGAAGGGUGAAAUGAUAGAAUAUUAUGACGUGAGUGGCUGUUACAUCCUUCGUCCAUGGUCUUUUGCUAUUUGGGAAGUGCUCAGUGGUUGGUUUGACAAUGAAAUCAAGAAGUUGGGAGUUCAGAACUGUUACUUCCCUAUCUUUGUCUCGCGUGCUGCUCUUGAGAAAGAGAAGGAUCACAUUGCAGACUUCUCACCUGAGGUCGCCUGGGUCACCAAGUCUGGUGAUUCUGAUUUGGCUGAGCCCAUUGCUAUUCGUCCUACUAGUGAGACAGUGAUGUAUCCAGCUUUUGCCAAGUGGAUUCAGUCAUAUCGGGAUCUCCCUAUCAAACUUAACCAAUGGAACAAUGUUGUUAGGUGGGAGUUCAAACAUCCUCAGCCUUUCCUUCGAACUCGUGAAUUUUUGUGGCAAGAAGGACACACUGCUUAUGCAAACCAGAAGGACGCAGAGGACGAAGUCUACACUAUAUUAGAUUUGUAUGCAAGGAUUUAUGAGGAGCUUCUAGCUAUUCCAGUGGUGAAAGGCCGCAAAACAGAAAAGGAAAAGUUUGCUGGAGGUGAUUUUACUACGACUGUUGAAGCUUUUGUAGCAGCAAGUGGGAGAGCCAUUCAAGGUGCUACUUCUCACCAUCUUGGACAGAAUUUCUCAAAAAUGUUUGAUAUCGUUUUUGAAGAUCCAGAGACUCAAGAAAAGAAGUUUAUCUUCCAGAAUUCUUGGGGAUUUACCACGAGGACUAUUGGUGUCAUGAUCAUGGUCCAUUCUGACAAUCAAGGUCUGGUUCUUCCACCCCGAGUUGCUCCCACUCAGGUGAUCAUUGUUCCGUGUGGUGUGACAGUCUCCAUGAAGGAGGAAGAGAAGAAGGCUCUCUUUGCCUCAUGCAAAGAUCUAGAAGAAGUAUUACGCAAGAAAAACAUUCGGGUUGAGGGUGACUACAGAGACAACUACUCUCCUGGCUGGAAGUUCAAUCAUUGGGAGCUUAAGGGAGUACCUAUCAGGAUAGAGCUUGGCCCCAAGGAUCUUAAAAACCAGCAGUUGGUUGCUGUCAGAAGAGACACUGGUGAGAAGACCACUAUUCCGCGCCCAAAGGCGGACAUAGAGCUGGCUUCCCUCCUUGAGACUAUCCAGAAAUCAAUGUUUGACAGGGCGACCAAAGAUUUUGGUGAGCACACAGUGGUAUCCAAAAGUUGGGAUGAAUUCUGUUCUGCUUUGGAGAAGAAGUGUGUGAUUAUGUCUCCAUUCUGUGGGGAAAUACCUUGCGAGGACAACAUUAAGAAAGACAGUGCAAGGGACGAUGAGGCUCAGGACUCAGGAGCACCUGCUAUGGGAGCCAAGAGUUUGUGCAUACCAUUCAAACCACCUGCACAGAUUACUGCAACUGACCGCUGCAUUCAUCCAGCUUGCAAAGCCAAACCAAAAGCUUACACUCUAUUUGGACGUAGUUAUUAAUCCUAGUAAUAAUAAUGAUAAUAUUAUUUGGGAAUUUUGGCUUCAAUAUUGAAGGCAUGUGAAUAUGAAUUAAACAAUGAUUUAGUUGUA
This is a messenger RNA of Thrips palmi, 5209 nucleotides long. It is a transcript of the gene GluProRS, whose product is annotated as bifunctional glutamate/proline--tRNA ligase. The coding region runs from base 140 to 5119 and encodes 1659 amino acids. The transcript has 26 exons. Gene Ontology annotation, cellular component: cytoplasm; aminoacyl-tRNA synthetase multienzyme complex. Gene Ontology annotation, molecular function: proline-tRNA ligase activity; ATP binding; glutamate-tRNA ligase activity. The record is from RefSeq and is a predicted model, not a curated record. Lineage: Eukaryota; Metazoa; Arthropoda; Insecta; Thysanoptera; Thripidae. Gene Ontology annotation, biological process: glutamyl-tRNA aminoacylation; translation; prolyl-tRNA aminoacylation.